Molecule: messenger RNA, 4577 nt
Organism: Porites evermanni
Lineage: Eukaryota; Metazoa; Cnidaria; Anthozoa; Scleractinia; Poritidae
Source: the annotation of a GenBank genome assembly
AGCUACUUCAAUCAAGUUGUCCCAGGUUAUGGGUUUUUGCAAGAUUUAUGGAGGAACGCAGCUCUCUUCUGCGAGGAACAGGCUCGGCAGAAGAAACUAAUGAAGACAUAUUCGGGCCCAGUCAUAAUUGCUUGGCUGCCACUGAACCAGUACAAACCAGAAGAAAUUUCACUCGAUGUUGACGACGAAAAUAUAACGUUACACGGCCAGCAUCGAUCCGAAGGAGAAGAUGGAUUUGAGAAUAGUGAGUUCAUGAAAACCAUUAAGCUCCCGCAAGACGUAGAUCCCACAACAGUGACAUCACAUGUAACCAGAAAUGGUAGCGUUCUAGUCCUCAGUGGCAUCAAACGCGUUGAAAAGAAAAUAAAACCAAACGAUGACAAGUUCGUUGCUAAAUUGAAUCUGCGUGGAUUUAAACCAGAAGAAAUCAAGAUCCAGAUUCGAGGACAUGAACUCAUGGUCAUAGCAGAACACAGAUCGGAGGAAGAUGGUUCACGUGAUUACAGGCGUCGCAUUUUGCUGCCCGAUGACGCAGACGUCAGUUCAUUGACGUCACGCCUCUGCAGUAACGGCGUGCUAAUUAUAGAAGUGUCACGUGACCAAGCGUUCUUACAAGACGAAGCAAAACAAGAAGCAAGUGGUAACACAGAAUUCAAUCGACGUCUCGAUUGAAUGAACCACGUUCACUUGGCAGAUUGUACGGAAUCACUCCCUACAUUAUUUUUUGAAAUAUUUAUUACAUUUCUUAUUAAAGUUAUAAUUUUAAAGUGCAACCUCGGCAUAGUCUGUUAAACCUAGUGAUGCGUUAUGAUAAUUUUAUUGUGAUAUCUUUAGUUUAGAUUUUCGCUUAAUUUUCAAUUUUUUAAUUCAGUGGUUUUUAAUCAUCAGACAAACAUGUUCCAAUGCGUCAAGUACCGAUUAAAAGAAAUAUUUUACACUUUAGUUAAAAUGUAUAUCAGAUCAGUUAUCAGUUUUUAUCCAAAGUUCUAUAUAUAGUAUAGUAUAAGUUUUUAGGAUAGUAAACCUUUGGAAUAUAAGUUAAUGGAAGUUAUUAUAGGUCCGUAUAUAGUACAGGAACAAUAAAAUGUUUAAAUGAGCAACUAACUGGGUUGUGUUUCCUUUUAAUUAUCGUUCAUUUUGACCCCUUUUUACCUCUAGAUGAUGUAGUCUCAAUGAGGGGAUAGCCUGUUGGCAUUUUUCUAUCUGAAGCAGAAGCUUCUUUGGUCUCUUUGAUUUGAAAUUUUCUGAUGCCUUUCCAGAGCAGUUACCCUAAUAAUACUGGCUCAUGACAACGGCCCAUAUCCCCAGGGGGUGGGGGGAGGGUAUUCCCUAUAAUGACAUAAAACGGGAAGGUACAUCCCUAAAGGAGUACAUUCUCAGGCUUCAGGUAUACGAAAGAAAGGGUAGGGAUUUCACUAGUUGAAGUUUAUGAAUGGGUAGGGAAAUCUGUCAUUUCGGUUGGUAGAAAGACCCAAAAAAGCUAACAGAUGUAUUUUAUGGCUGUGACAAAGUCGACGAUAGCGUUCUACUUUUUUGAUUUAUUGCGUUCGAGGUACGAGAACGCAACCCCUAAUUUGUGUUGGGUGUACUGUGCAUUAUUGGAUGACCUGUGCAAUUAAUAAGGGAGGUUUUUUUGUACGUCGUCGACACACAUUUGCCUCGGUUUGAGGCGCUUGCUUAAGUUUUGCCUCACUUUGACGCGCUGACUCAUGUGGUGAUUGUUGUGUCCUCGGCGUUCAUCUUUCAAAGGUUUACUAAGGUCUGAUAUUCUUCGUAAAGCGUUCAUCUUUUAAAAAGUUUGCUGAAUCUUCGUAAAGCGUACAUCGAUCUGUGAUUGUUGAAUCGUCCAAAGCGUUCAUCUUUCAGGAGUUUGCUGUUAAAUUUUUACUUUGGAUUAAGCCUUCAUAUUUUUCAGCAUGGUUCGUCACUGUCUUUGGAAAAUGUUUGCGACUACUGGUGCAUGCAUCAAACCGGGUCUAGUUCGGCGGCCGUUAUGCCACAAAGUAAAUUUACCGAGUUGUGUAGCUCGGCGGCCGUUUUGUCACAAAGUAAAUUUACGAGUUGUGUAGCUCGGCAGCCGUUGUGCCACAAGGUAAAUCUACCGAGAUGUGAAGCUCGGCGGCGCCAUUUGAUCAUGACUUGUGAUAUUUUCGGCACCGGACAAACGAACACUUUAACUCCAUGUUAUUUAUGAGGAAAAACGUAUAAAUCAGCCCACAGUAGCGCCACUCUCGUGUCACUGAAAUCAACACGUUCGACCAAUUACUGGAAAAGUUAUUGACGUGAGCCGCACACACGUUCCAUUGAAGGCUUUGAUAGGGUUAGUGCGAAGUUUGAAUUCAGAUGUGAAAGCUUUUAAACCAGUAAAUUCAAUGUAAUUCAUUUUGUCCACAAGUUGAUGAUUGGAUGCUGUUAAAAAUAACAGAGAAAAUUAUCCGAAGAAAUUUUUUUGAAGAAAGAAAAAGAAUCCCGGGUUAAGAACUAAUCGGCCUUUGAGAAACUGCGCCCUGUAACUCGCGCCAGUAAAAAAAAUUUUCCAUUUACACGUCCGACGCUGGCCAAUGUCUCCUCCGAUUAAAAGCACUUGACACCGAACCAUACGAUGUCUUUUGAAAACGUUCUUAAAAUGAUACACAGUUUAACCAGAGGUUUCGCUGUACGCAACCCUUACGUUCAAAAUAUGCCAUAAAUAGAGGAUAUUACACGGUGGCACGAAGAUAUGACUUUAUUUUCGAGUGGCAAAACAAUUUUUUACAAACGAGCGCAGCGAGUGAGUAAAAUAUUGUUUUUGCCACGAGAAAAUAAAAUUCAUAUCUUCAAGCCGCCGUGUAAUGUUCUUUUUAUUAUAUAGACAAAAAGACAUCGAUAAAGUAAUAGAUUAUUCGCCUAAAAGUAAUUGUCACGACUCAAAUUUACAGUACAGCAAUACAAGACAUUGUUUACAAUAAUCUUGAGAAAUAACACUGAGCUGAAAAGGGCUCUACAAUGACAAAAUAUAAGUAAAGCUUUGAAAAAUGUGUAAUUGAAAUUCAUAAGGACGCAAGACGCCUACAAAUUUUGGAGGGAAAUUACCGAAAUUACGUCAUCGAUAAACUCACGUGUGAAUGGAAAAUAAACCAUUCGGAUCCCGGAUGUAGUUUUUAUGAAUUUUAUUAGUGGUAUAUUUUCCAGUAUAUAAUAAAAAAGGGUAAGGGAUUGGACCUCCGGGUGGAGCCUCUCCGUAUAAACCUUUUUUGAGUACUCCUCUCCCCUCUCUCCAUAUAUAUCACAGGCUUGAAUUGCCCGAUAUUCAUUAUCCUAAUGGUUAAUACCAUUUACGAUAAUCGCGUGAUCAAAUUAUUUUGAUUACUGUCUAUAGUGUCAACAAAACAACAGCCUUAAAAGAUUUCGUCCCCGGUAUCUCUGUUUAUCCUCGAGUUUAAUUUUAUUACCCGUGUUUCCCUUGUUUGUUUUACCUUUGAAAAGGUAUAAUAUGUUUUAGUAAAAUCCAACUAGUGGUCUAUUAUCAAUGCUGCGUUCUGAUUGGUUGAGCUGCUACUAGGCUGUAUGUUACAGCCCACUAGUAGGGCAAAGCGCCAGCUUUUUGGCGGCAAAAAAGGCUUAAAGUCUAGCUUUAACUAGCUAAAGUUGUUUUGUCUCGAUAUUUUUUACCAACUAGUUGGAUUUUACUAAAACAAUUAUUCCUCUCGCCCUCAUGGCCUCUGAUUCAAUAGCCCAUUUGGCCUUCGGCCUCAUGGGCUAUUGACUCAGAGCCCAUUCGGGCUCGAGGAAUAAUAAUUUUUAAAUACUGGGACUGUGUUGAAAGCUUGUUUAUUAUUAGUUAUAAACUGGACAUUUACACCUCUAUUUGUGACAUUUUUGGUUUAUCUUCAUACGUCCCGCCGUUUUGGUUAACAGACUUCGUAUUCAAUUUAACCGCUCAUUCUUACCCUUUUCAUCCCUUUUCUACUUUGGAGACGACUUCUCAAACGAAAUAAAGAAAAGAGAAAAAAGAGAAAAACGUAAGGUUUGGAGAUUUUGGUUAGUAUAUGAUGUGCGCGACCAUCUAAUCGGGCCCAGUCAUAAUUGCUUGGCUGCCACUGAACCAGUACAAACCAGAAGAAAUUUCACUCGAUGUUGACGACGAAAAUAUAACGUUACACGGCCAGCAUCGAUCCGAAGGAGAAGAUGGAUUUGAGAAUAGUGAGUUCAUGAAAACCAUUAAGCUCCCGCAAGACGUAGAUCCCACAACAGUGACAUCACAUGUAACCAGAAAUGGUAGCGUUCUAGUCCUCAGUGGCAUCAAACGCGUUGAAAAGAAAAUAAAACCAAACGAUGACAAGUUCGUUGCUAAAUUGAAUCUGCGUGGAUUUAAACCAGAAGAAAUCAAGAUCCAGAUUCGAGGACAUGAACUCAUGGUCAUAGCAGAACACAGAUCGGAGGAAGAUGGUUCACGUGAUUACAGGCGUCGCAUUUUGCUGCCCGAUGACGCAGACGUCAGUUCAUUGACGUCACGCCUCUGCAGUAACGGCGUGCUAAUUAUAGAAGUGUCACGUGACCAAGCGUUCUUACAAGACGAAGCAAAACAAGAAGCAAGU